Messenger RNA from Hydra vulgaris (swiftwater hydra), 3086 nucleotides. NCBI's taxonomy places the organism in Eukaryota, Metazoa, Cnidaria, Hydrozoa, Anthoathecata, Hydridae. The record is from RefSeq and is a predicted model, not a curated record.
AUGACUGGAGCAAAUAUUCAAGUUAAAAUGCUCAUUGACUUAUGCAACUGUUUUGCUAAACAACUCACCAUUGCUACAUUCUCAAAUAUUGCAGUUAGUUCAUAUCUAAAUAAAAACAUACAAAUAGCUGUUAUUGGAUGGUCAAAAAUAUCAUCUUGGUCUGUUUCAGCUGGGUUUGGUCACUUUACUUCAUCAAGCAUAUUCAAUACAUCAGAUUUUAAAGUAUCACAAUCUGGGAUAUACCAAGUGUUUACUACAAUAACUUUUUCUGGUGCUCAAAAUGGUGUUUUUAAAGUAGCAUUAGUUAGUAAUAAUGACUUAGUUAACAGUCACCCUGGCCUUUCCAGCUCUUUUCAAGAUUCAGUUGGAUACAAAAGUUUAUCAGUAUAUGGAACAACUCGCUUGUUCUCUGGUGAUGUUGUAUCAGUUUAUGUAUUUUCUGAGUUAGACCAAAGUUGGAUAAUUCGGGGAGGUUCUGAAUCAACAUUUUGUAUACAAUUUGUUAGCUUUUACAACCAAGCUCCUGGUUUUUCUUCAUAUUUGACUCAAGAAUAUUACAUAGAAAACAAUGAUUGGAGUAGUAUUUUAAAAUGGAAUGCUAAAGGUAAGCCUGGCUUGUUUAAGAGCAGAACUGGGUUUUCUCAAGAUGUUGGAAAGUUUGUAUCUAUUUGUGAUGGUAUUUAUCAGUUUUCAGCAAAUAUUCUAAUUUCUGCUUCUAAGAGUGGUCAUUAUGAUAUUGGUAUUCUAUUAAAUGGGGUACCAGAUGGUAGCAUUACUGGAGCUGAUAUUGGGUCAGAUCCACAGAGUUUGUUAUUUUCUCUUAGUAUGUCUAUAUCAUUAAAGUUAAGUAUCGGAGAUUCAGUGGUCAUCGUAAGCAGAGGCACAGAGAGCUAUAUUAUUAAAAUGCAAAGUGGCUUUUUUGGAAUAUUGGUUAAUAAAGGUGGAUCAACACGAGGAAUUUCAAGUAUACUUACAGCGCCAAUUGUUGAUUAUGGAGGAUCAUGGUUGACCAUUCCUAUACCAAUUCCGACAUCUGGUUAUGGACAAUUUCAAACGCCUAGCAACAGUGUAAAAAAUAUAUCAGAGGUAUGCACAGCACUAAAAAAUUAUUAUCUGAAAUAUUAUGGCAAAAUAAAUGAACUUCGACCACUAUUAAAAACACAUGCUAGUGUUGAUCUAAUACAAAAAUUUGUUGAUCUAUGUAUUGUUGAUGCAUAUAAUGCUCAAAUUGAUGUUGUUGGUAGUAAUGAACGAAAGCAAUUUCUUCAAAAGCAAAUGAGUUAUACACCAAUUCCAUAUAGUAAAGUAUUUAUGAACGAAAAAUCAGUAAUAUUAAUAUCUGGAAUAGCUGGUAUUGGAAAAACAUGGUUGCUCAGAAAGUGUUUGCUCGAUUGGUCAAAUAAUUUAAUUUGGAAUAAUGUUGAACUUGUGUUUUAUUUGGAAUGCAGGAGGCUUAAUCAAUAUCAAAAUGUUUCGAAUAUUAAUGAAUUACUAAAUGUUUUCUACAAAGAUAUUUUAAAUGAUUUUGAUAUUAGUAAGCAUACUACAUUGUUUAUAAUUGAUGGAUUAGAUGAAUUUAAAUAUUUAAAUGAAUUAUUAAAUCCAAAUUUAAGUUCUAACUUUCCGAUUGUUAAUGCUUUAGCAGAAAUUCAAAGUUAUAAACAUGUAGUUGCUGGUAGAGUUUAUGCAAUUGAUAAAUGCCAAAAUAUAUAUACAGAGCAUAUUGAUAAGUUAACCAUUCAAAUAAUGGGGUUUAACCAAGAUGGAGUUGAAAAUUAUGUAGAAAAUCAUGUUAUAGAAGAAAAAAAAGAAGUUGUUAAAGCAACUUUAAAGGAGUCUCCAAUUGCAAAAGUUAUGGCAACUGUUCCAUUUUAUUUAUCUUCCAUGUGUAAAAUUAUUAGUGAUUCAAGCAAAAUAUAUACAACUUCUUUCUUAACGAUGACAGAAUUGUAUGCAAAUAUUUUUUUAUACUUUUUGCAAAAACACAUUAUCAAAAACAAUGUAUUGGUUUAUGAAAUGAUGGCAAAUGAAAAUAAUAAGAAAUAUGUAUUAACCAUUUGUAGGAUAGCUUUUGAAUUGUUUAUUGAAAACAAAUUUGUGUUUUCAAAAGAAGAAGUUUUACUAUUUAUCAAUAACUUUAAUGAAGUUGAUGAAAGUCUUUUUGGUUUUAUUGAAAGGGUUGAAACACAUCUUGGUAUUUUUUACCAAUUCGCACAUUUGACUGUAAUGGAGUUUUGUGCAUCUGUAUAUGCAUACAAUUGUUUAAGCUUUGAAGAGAUUAUGGCCAAUGAGAAGCUGAAGAGUUGUUUAUCAAUGAUUUGUGGAUUAAGCAAUAAAAACCAAAAUAUUUUGUUAAAGUUUCUUGUUAACCUGAAUCCUUCUAAAAAAUCAAAAGAGGAGUCUUCACUUUUGAUUCCUAUUUUGGAUCGUCUAUCUAAAAGUAUUAAUUGUUUAUAUUAUGAUGAAUUCAAUUUUUUCUACGAAUGUUUUUACGAAAGUCAAUCGUCAUUCACUGAUGAAAUAAACUCAAUUGUUGAUGAACUAAAUAAACAAUGGUUUGGUUGGACGAUUUGGAUUAACGAUGGAAAAACUUCUUACGCAACUUCUUGCGAUAAUUAUUUCGUAAAUUAUUACAUAAAAUCUGGAAGAAAGUUAAGGUGGUUACGUGUUUAUAAAAAUAUUUUAAGUGAUGAAGAAAAAAAUCUUUUAAUUCGAUGUUCAACUAAUGUUCGCGAUGUCUGGUUUUAUCGUCCAAUUAAUUUCGAGGGAUGGAAACCGAAAGAUAAGAUUGAAGUGUUGUUGAUAUACAUCUCAGAUUAUUUAAUAACAAAAAAAGAUUUUGAAGAAAAUUUUCUUCCUUGGAUUAAUCUUUGUGAAGAAUUAGAACUUGAACUUCACGACGACAUUGAUUUCUUUAAAGACAUUUGUCAAUGGAUUCGUUGUUCGAACAUCAAGAAGUUUAAGAUCAAGUACCGUGGAAAAAAUUUUCGUAACCUUGAUGAAUUAACUUUAUAACGCGGAAAAAUGUUUAAUAUUUUAAAUAUAUAAAAUAAAAACAAUAAUUAUAAAAUAAUAAAUGAAAUAUU